Messenger RNA from Chinchilla lanigera (long-tailed chinchilla), 461 nucleotides. RefSeq names its product zinc finger CCHC-type and RNA-binding motif-containing protein 1. NCBI's taxonomy places the organism in Eukaryota, Metazoa, Chordata, Mammalia, Rodentia, Chinchillidae. Gene Ontology annotation, biological process: mRNA splicing, via spliceosome. The transcript has 2 exons. The coding region runs from base 111 to 461 and encodes 116 amino acids. Gene Ontology annotation, molecular function: RNA binding. The record is from RefSeq and is a predicted model, not a curated record. Gene Ontology annotation, cellular component: U12-type spliceosomal complex.
GAAACACUGGAUUGAAGGGAGCCGCCGAGCGCUCUGCCGCCGCCCGGACCUCCCGCUCUCGCCCGGGCGCGGGAUGCGAGUCGGGCCGGAGCCCCAGCCGGCCCGAAGAAAUGAGUGGCGGCUUGGCGCCGAGCAAGAGCACCGUGUAUGUGUCCAACUUGCCCUUCUCCCUGACGAACAACGACUUAUACCGGAUAUUUUCCAAGUAUGGCAAAGUUGUGAAGGUUACUAUAAUGAAAGACAAAGAUACGAGGAGGAGUAAAGGGGUUGCAUUUAUAUUGUUUUUGGAUAAAGACUCUGCACAAAACUGCACCAGAGCCAUAAACAACAAACAGUUGUUUGGUAGAGUGAUAAAGGCAAGCAUUGCCAUCGACAAUGGAAGAGCGGCUGAAUUCAUCCGAAGGCGAAACUACUUUGAUAAAUCUAAGUGUUACGAGUGUGGGGAAAGGCUAAGGAUCUGA